Molecule: messenger RNA, 453 nt
Organism: Fusarium pseudograminearum CS3096
Lineage: Eukaryota; Fungi; Ascomycota; Sordariomycetes; Hypocreales; Nectriaceae
Exons: 1
Coding region: 1-453 (150 amino acids)
Source: RefSeq, a predicted model, not a curated record
AUGUCUUCCACCAAGGAACUCAGAAUGGCUAUCGAACACACAACAAGACAAUUUUUGGGCGCCUACAAAGAUUGUGGCGAAGCAAAUGACCCAUCCAUCAUCAACCGCGACGUCACUGAAGACUGCGAGCGUCAUUUCCUUCCGACCGGUGUCAUGGCGCUUGUCGGGGCUCCCUCAGUGGUUAAAUUGAACAACGCCGCGUACGAAGCGGCAGUGGCUCAAGACAUGACGAAGAGCGUCGUCACAGGGACUCGAAUCUCGAACCUUGUUAUCGAUACCGAGGCUUGCAAAGCAGCAGCAACUACUGUCACCGAUGUGAAAUUUCACGACGGAGAGGUAGUUGCGAUGGAGCAUUCCUGGGUGUUGGAAUUCAAUGAGGAUGGCUCCAAAGUCAGCAAGGUUGUUGAAUUUUGCGACAUGGAUGGAGUGCGCAGGAUGGUGGGAAAGUCUUGA